AUGGCUCGAGAGAUCGAGUACCAGCCUCUCAGCCAAUCCCGUCAUCAGAUCCGUCUGCUCCACAUCAGGCGCUUCGUGACGGACCACAACAGCCCGAUUGUGUGUCGUCUGGAGAUCUUCGACCGCCUCGAAUGCCCCCCUUAUACGGCGCUGUGCUAUGCCCGGGGCACUGGACACCCGGCAGCCGUCAUCACCCUCAAUGACCGGGACUUCUCGAUACAGGCCUCGGUGGCCAUGGCCCUGCGGGAAAUAUGCCUCAAAAAACAGCACCCCCGGGUCUGGAUCAGCCAGAUAUGCAUCAACCACCAGAACGACAGAGAGAAGUCAUAUCAGAUCCGCCAUUUACGGCAUGUCUAUAGCUCCGCCACCUCUGUCAUUGCCUGGCUCGGCCCUGCCUUUGAGAAUAGCGAGGUACUCUUCGCACAUCUUGCCCAGAUGGCUACCAUGGCCCAGAGCCACGACUGGAACGGCCUCGUGAGACUGCACAGUGACUUUUCCUACGUGCAGGUUCUCGCGAAUGCUUUUUACUUGCUGUGUUCCCGACCAUACUGGAGCCGGCUUUGGGCGAUACAAGAGUUUGCAGUUGCGUCUCGAUUGCUGAUCAUGUGCGGAAACUCGACGAUUUCCCCCAGGAUGCUGGAUGCUAUCCAAGACCUAAUUGAUAUUCUCCAAGAAGCAAAUUCAAGACGGCCUUCCAGAAGGAAAGAGCAGCUCAUACAGCGACUCAAAAUGGCCUUCUAUCCCAAAUCUCGCAGCUUCAUGGCAAAUCUACUGGCUCGUCGCGCAGCCCGCCAGGCGCAGCAUGGCAGCCGUGAAACCUUCUUCCAGAAACAAGAGAUCCGCGCGAUCGUUUGUUCUCAUUAUUACACCUCUCGGCGGACUAUCACCACUUCGAGAGACUCCUGGACUAUUCCCACAGCUGCGAAAGAGUCUACCGAGACGCUGCCAUAA
Clonostachys solani is the source of this 951-nucleotide messenger RNA. NCBI's taxonomy places the organism in Eukaryota, Fungi, Ascomycota, Sordariomycetes, Hypocreales, Bionectriaceae. The record is from the annotation of a GenBank genome assembly.